This is a messenger RNA of Anoplophora glabripennis (Asian longhorned beetle), 4709 nucleotides long. Its product is annotated as death-associated protein kinase 1-like. Lineage: Eukaryota; Metazoa; Arthropoda; Insecta; Coleoptera; Cerambycidae. The transcript is spliced from 16 exons. Gene Ontology annotation, molecular function: TIR domain binding. Gene Ontology annotation, biological process: positive regulation of canonical NF-kappaB signal transduction; MyD88-dependent toll-like receptor signaling pathway. The record is from RefSeq and is a predicted model, not a curated record. The coding region runs from base 458 to 3142 and encodes 894 amino acids.
AUUGGAAUAGUAUGCUCGUUGAAAAAGACGAAACAAUUGUAAAAUGGCGAAGAGAAUACUUAGAAAAAAUAAGAGAACUUCGUGCAUCUAGCAUAUGAUCUAGCAUCUAGUAAUAAUUAAGAGAUACCUCUAAUUACAUGGAUAGUUUACAAAAAGCGCGCAUCUGUCAGUGUUUGAAUUAUUAAAAGUAAAUCAAUAACAGCUGUUUUCUCUAGUAUGUAUUUCAGUUCUGUACCUAUUUUAAUCUCGAUUAAAUGCGUAGUAAUAAGAAAGGCUACAAUAAUAAAAUAAAGUUAAUUUUAUAUUAAAUAAGUAUUAUGAUUACAAACAAUAUAAUAAUAGAAAAAAUGCUGCUACCAUUAUUAUUAAGAUUAGUGCUUUUCUAAACGCCUGGUAAAUUAAUGGAAACCUAUAAAUAUAGCAUCAGUUAGCUUUUUAAUGAAUUUAGGAAUUCAAAAUGAGUACCCCUUUAAGCAGAGGGUGUUCCUACAGUCCAACUGAAUCUUUUGAGUAUACCGCAUUGCAAUUUGCAGUAACAAGGGGAUCUGUAGAACAAGUUAAAUAUUUAAUAGAAAGUGGUACAGAGCUGGAUGUAGGCCCAGACCCUGCUUUGCAUCUAGCUCUUCGUAAGCGGCAUAGUGCUAUAGCACAGAUACUAAUUCAAGCUGGAUCUGACUUUGAAAUGAAGGAUUCACAUGGAGAUUAUCCAAUUCAUAUAGCUUGUGCUCUGGGCCUUUUUGAAAUUGUGCGUACAUUAUGCUCUUUAGGCUGCAGUGUAGAAGUGGCUACAGCUAAAGGCCUCUCUCCAUUGCAUUUAGCAGCAAAAAAUGGUCACAUAUCUGUUGUUAGGUGUCUUUGUGCAGCAGGUUGCAAUAUUGAUGUACGUAACUAUGACAAUAUUAGGGCAGACAUAACUGCGCUGAAAUAUGGUCACAAUGAUAUAGCAGAGCUUUUAGAUCGUCUGCGUGCUACUGGUCAGAGGGACGUGUUUGCCAGACAAUUGGUUCCUACGUCUAGGCCAGCUUUAAGAAUAUCGCUCCGGCUUUUAGGUCAUUGUGGAGUUGGUAAAACAGCAGUUAUUAAAUCAUUAGGAGCUGGGUUGUUUAGCUCGCUUUUUAGGAGAUCCAGCUCCUUGCAAAGUAACAAAUCGAGGCCUUCUUCUCCUAUAAAUACACAAAUUGAAAUGGAUGUUACCUCUAGACAAAAUUCUUUAAGUUUUGAAUCUACCGGAAAUUAUCAGUCAACUAAUGGAAUUCAUGUACAAAAUAUGGACAUAUCAAGUGUUGGUGAUAUUACCAUAUGGGAAUUCUCAGGUCAGGAAAGCUACUUUCCAGUAUAUCAUCAUUUUUUGUGGCCGUCACCAUAUACUAUGACUGCUAUAUUGUUUAGUUUAGACGAUUCUCCUUCUACUCAGGUACAACAAGUUUGUUAUUGGUUAAAUUUUGUACUUGCAAGACAAUCUGCCGACCUACCCUCAAUGGAAUAUGGUCAAAUUUUAUUGAUAGCAACACAUGUGGAUCUAACAAGAGCUGUUAAAACACAACAAGGCGAAUGGAUAUGUCCGGAUGCUCAAAAAACAUUAGAAACAGUUAAGAAAUUGCUUCCACAUGUACCCAAUUUGAUGUCUAAUGUUAUAAUUAUGGAUUCAAAUGUCCCUGCUUCGUUUGCCUUUAAGCAGCUAAAAACAUUAUUAUCUGGUUUAAAACAAGACUGUAUCCAGGAAAAAGUUUAUGUUCAAUCAGUUUUUCAUAAAAGAGGGACAUAUGACUUAAUAACAUCACAAAAUUCAAAGCAAACUAUAGGUACAUGGACUGGGCUAUUAGAAAAUACUUUGACUUGGUUAGUUACACUACAGAAAGAUUUUGAACAAUUUCCUGUAUUGGCUCAGUCUGUUUUUGCUGAUUUAUUGAGGAAUCAAGUAAAUCUUUUAGCUUCUGAUGAUCACAUUCACGAGUUGCUUCAGCAGCUUCAUUCUAUGGGUGAGGUGUUUUGUAUACAAGACUUAGUUGUUAUAUCUGUACCGUGGCUGGGAAAUCAGUUGAUAGGAGAACUGCUUUCUACCCAAUUUUUGUUACACGCUAGAGUGACCGGAGUGUACACCAUAGAAGACUUCCAGGCCAGUUUUAAUCAGUGUGAUGCUUUGGGUGUUUUAGAUUUACUAGAAGCUUUAGAUCUAUGUGUACAGUGCGAUAUAGAGGGUGAAGUUGAAUAUGAGUUUCCCAUAUAUAAUCACACAGAAACGCUAGAAGGGUUGUGGGAUGCAGGUGAUCCUAGAUAUUCUGAAAAUUCAGCAUGUUAUGGUGGCAUUCGACUGUACACAUCCCCAGGGACUUCUCAUUUGUUGAAAUCAGUUUUCCCGCAUAUUCAGGUUGAGCUACGAAGAGCAACACUAUCUAGCUACAGCAACAAUGAUGGCGACUCAGACUUAUACCAGUGGUACUUAGGUUCAAAACUGUGCAAUUUAGACCUUGAAAGCCUCAUUACUCUGGAAGAAGAUGAACGUAGCACCCAAUUUAUAGAAGUUAAAAUAAGGGGACCAACUGAAACUGCGAAAUCUUGUUUUUAUUUUCUGGAACAAAUUAUGCUUACAAUUGCACAGUCAAUUUAUCACGUUUGUCCGGGACUGCUAAUAGAAAAGCAUAUUUUAAGUCCUUACGAGUUAAGGAUGCACGCAUUGGAUCCUUUCUGUUACGAACCGCAGUCCGUAACCUCGGCUAUGUUAGAAGCUGAAUCAACGUUAGAUCUUACACUUUUAAAUCAAAAUGUUAACAUACUCGAAACCAUAGUACAACUUAUCAUGUUUGAUGAUGUCGAACUGGCAAACAAUAUUCAGUGGGGAUGUGCUCUGAAAGUGCAAGACCUUCCUGCUCCUGUAAAAUUAAAACUAUGCGGUUUGUUAGACCCACCGGAACCUCAUGGGAGGGACUGGUGUUUACUCGCUCUUCGAUUAGGGCUGUGCCAAGAAAAGAUAGCCGCGCUUGAUUCUCAACACUCCAGUCAUACUAUGAGACUGUUAACUACGGCAGACUGUUCUAUAGGUGCUCUGAUUUCCAGUUUGCAUGAAUUAGACCGACUAGAUGUUGCAGAAGUGGUACUACGUUCCGCUCCCAUUUUUAAAGUUGUAGAGCAUGUCAAUGUUUAGAGUUAGCUUUAUAUAAUAAAAACAUAGGUGGUUAAAGAAGUCUAAAAAUGUGUAAAUAAUAAUAUUAACACUGAUAUCAUUAUUUAAAUUUCGUAAUUAAUCUAAUCGGGGCUCGUACAGUCAUGAAUAGUGAAUUAUGAUUUGUGAAUUGUUGAGAUUGGCUAAUUUAAGUGAAAAGAUGGCGUUUUCCCUUAAAUCGGUCGAUGGAAAUAAUACUCACAUUUCACAAUUUGUGACUGUGUGAACGUACUUCAUAAUGUAUUUUAUGUGGUUUAAGGGGGAACAUUCGAUUAGACAGAGGAAAAAUCUCAAAACCUAUCUGUUCAAUUUUAUCAAGGUUUAUUUUAUUCCAAAAUAUGCAUGUUGAGGUAUGCUGACAAAUUUCUUUAUAAAUAUACAUCGACUGGGAGUACUGCUGUCACAACCGGUAUAGAAAAUGUUCCUCGCUCGCACGAUGCCGUUCCCAAGAUUACAUGCAGUCGGUAGAUUUGAUUUCAAAAGUUUCUCAAAAUAUAAUGUAUGAUGUCCAACAUAGGAGAAAACAAUUUUUUUACAUGAAAUGGUGGCCGACUGAAUUUUACAUUCAUUUUUCAACCUUAAUUUCAGAUCUUUCUGACUUGAUAAAAAAAAUAAGUACAAAAGAAUCCUAUGUUCCGAAGUAGAAAACCUGCUCGAAAAGCAAUUUGUCCGAAUAUUCUGGGAACCGUUUUUGAAUAAUAUGUUUUGAGAUAAUCGCAUUCAUCACUUGGCCUUUGUCAAUUCUUUAAUUGAUGCGCUUGGGAACUUGGUCGCUUGUCGGCUUCUCGGUAAAUCGCCCAUAACUUUUACAGUUCUUGGAAUACCAAGAUAACUUUUAUACAAAAUAUCCUUCAUGUUCCAAACUUGGGGAUUUUUUUUUGGAAAAAUCGAUUUUUAUAAAAAAUUCAUAAUUUCAUAAUUUACAAUAUAUUGAGACUUUUUUUUACUUUACCAUUAAUGUGCGAUUCCUGGACCAAAGGGUAGACCCUCCGCAGCACUGGCAGCAUUCUCUGCAGUGAUCCAUGACUGCCUUCGCUCUUUUCACUUGUGUUAUGACUUCGGUGGUACAGUGCCGGCACUUUGAAAGUGGACGACUCUUAUAAGUAAAUUGUCUAUAACUGGCCUUUGUGAAGCUGACUUUGAAAAUGUGAGAUUCAAAUCGGCUGUCAUUAUGUCAAAUUUAAUGUGUGUCUAUCAUAUUAGUUCUAGUGAGCAAAACAAAUCCAAAUUAGGCAGCAAAUUAAUUAUUUUUCCAAUACUGAAAUAUAUUAUACAUUCUAACAAUCAUUCAUUUGCCGUCAACGAGAUCUAAAAAUGAAACACUUUUCGUCGUCGUCAAAAAAAAAACGAUUCGUAAAGUUAGUAUUUUGUCCUAGCACCAUUUUUGUCUAUAACACUGCAAUCUACAUGGCAUUGAUAAAAUUAAUGUUCUUGUUAUAAUCCUCAGUGAUGUUAUUCCAUGCGUUUUCAAUUGCCUCCCAAAGUUUUUCGACGUUAACUGGACGGAAGUUUCUGUCGUAAAUUUUUUUCACUAUAUAUCCCCAGGACU